This is a messenger RNA of Diversispora eburnea, 489 nucleotides long. The record is from the annotation of a GenBank genome assembly. Lineage: Eukaryota; Fungi; Glomeromycota; Glomeromycetes; Diversisporales; Diversisporaceae.
GAUUUACAUAUAAAGUUUGUAGGAUUUUUAAGUGUUAGUGUGGUUUGGUUUACCAAUACCAUUGAUACAUUCCUUGGAGUUUCCGUUCCCGAGUUACAAGCUGUUGCAGCUGGUUCAAUCUUUCUUUGCAUUGUGAUGGUUGUUUGGAUAAUCAGUUUUGGAUCAGAGAAUGAUUCAUUUAUCUCAAAAAUCAUUAAUUCUUGGGCUCUUAAUAAAUCUGGAGCAGUUGUUGGAGGAGUAACAGAUGGGCCAAUUACAUUAGGUCCUGUACAAGAACAAUUAAAUACUGUAGUAGUAUCUCCUAAUGCUGAUUAUGCAUAUAAGGCAAGGGCGUUGUACGAUUAUCAAGCAAAUCCUGAAGAUCAAAAUGAACUUUCACUUAUUAAAGGUGAAGUUCUUGAUAUAGUUGAUAAUAAGGGUAAAUGGUGGCAAGCAAGGAAAGCUGAUGGAGCAGUUGGUAUAGCACCCAGCAAUUAUGUAAGUUUCUAA